This is a messenger RNA of Tetrahymena thermophila SB210, 1515 nucleotides long. RefSeq names its product Pre-mRNA cleavage complex II protein Clp1, putative. Gene Ontology annotation, biological process: tRNA splicing, via endonucleolytic cleavage and ligation. Gene Ontology annotation, molecular function: polynucleotide 5'-hydroxyl-kinase activity. Gene Ontology annotation, cellular component: nucleus. Lineage: Eukaryota; Ciliophora; Oligohymenophorea; Hymenostomatida; Tetrahymenidae. The record is from RefSeq and is a predicted model, not a curated record. The transcript is spliced from 3 exons.
AUGAUGGAAGAAUAGUUCAUAUGCGAUGAAAAAAAGUUUAUUAGAUAGGAGGUAGAAAAAAUGAGGGAAUUUUCAUUUAACAUAAAUAAUGAAGAUGGUUUAAAACUCUUUCUGAAAGAGGGUACUGCUGAAAUCUUCGGUAGAGAAUUACCACAAUAUACAAUUUAAUAAUUUUAAAAGGGAGAUCGUUUUUCAAUAUUUACAUGGACAGGCUGUGUACUCUAUUUAGAAUAUAUGAGUCAUUCUGACUUCUUUUAGUCUACAGAUGAGUCACAGUAUCCCAUAUAUGCAAACAUAAAUUAAUAUUUACACGAAAUGAGAUCAUAAGCAUAAGAUUAGCGUAAAAUAGGCCCUAAAAUUUUAAUAUGUGGACCAAACUAAAGUGGAAAAACAACUGUUUCAAAGACACUGACUAACUAUUGCUGUAAGCUGGGAUGGACUCCUAUUUUAGUUGAUUUAGACCCUAUGCUUAAUACAGUGAUGGCAGGAGGAUGUAUUGGAGCUUGUGUCUGCAAAGACUCUUAUCCUACAAAUGGAAUAGAAAUUAAAAAUAAAAUUAUAUUCUUUCAUGGAUACAGUCGCAUUCAAUUAGGCCUUCUUAAGAAUUAGAUAGAAGUCUUAGGAAACACAGUUCAAAAAAAGCUCUAAAAUAACUUAGAAUAAUUCCUUAAAAAGCAUAACUUGCAAACUGCUCCAGAUGCAGAAGGAGCCUAACAGAAGACCAACAAAUAAAAAUAUCCAUCGUAAUAAAAUAUUUAAAACUCAACUGCAUAGAUUAAACUACCAUCAGGUGUCAACAUAAAUUAAAUGCUGUUACUCCCUUAAGACAAGCAAAUGUUUUCAAGUGGAUGCAUAAUUAAUAUGCCUCCUCUCUAAUCUAGAGAAUAGAAAGAAGUUAUUGACCUUAUCAUAAAACAUUUUCAAGUUGAUGUGAUAAUUGGUCUAGACGAUUAAGUAUUUAAUUCUUUAAAGCAAAACUAGCUUUUGACUAAUGGAUAUAGUGUUAUACGUACCACAAAACCUUCAGGAUUAAAAACUAAAGAAGAGUCAGAGCUAGUUGAGGAAGCUAGAAAAAUAAAUUAAAAGCUCUUUUAAUAGUACUUUAAAGGACUUAAUAAUGACAUUGAUUGUCAUAAUUAAGAAGUUAACUUAAAUGAUUUACUUGUUUAUAGAUUAAAAAUAAAUGAAAAAAAUAGCUUAGCAAAUACUUCAAUGUAAUAAUAAAAGCAAAUUUAUGAAAGAGUUGAUCUUUCCAAAGAAAAUGUGACAAAGAGUAUAGUUGGCGUACUAAACCUUACAAGAUCCUCUGUUGAAAAAUUAAAAGAAGAAGAAAUAUUUGAAAAAAUAUCUAAAAGUACUCUCAGUCUUUUGGUUCAUUUAUCAGAUAUGAGAACAAACCAGCCCUAUGUACGUUUGUUUUUACCUGGGCUAAAUAUGGAAAAUAUAAUUAAAGAAAAUGUAUGUGUAAUAGGAGACAUAACAUGGUUUGAAUCAUCAAGUGAUAAAAAAAAAUGA